AUGUCCUCCCCAUUGGUCUGUCGAGCCUGUGCACUAGCUCGACGGCACGCACCAGCGAGAGCUCUACACAUUGCACCCGUCGUGCCGUCCCACCAUGCGCGCCGCUCCGCCUCCACAUCCACCGUGCCAGACCAACCAGCCUCUACGGCAAAGCCUGUGGCACGCCUGACAGAUGAUCAGAAGGACUUCCUGACCUCCGCAUUACGGGUCAACCACUCCGGUGAGCUGGCCGCCACGCUCAUCUACACCUCGCAGACACCGCCUAUAGUCAAGUCACAUCCCAAUCUCUCGCCUCUCAUGAAACAUAUGUAUGACCAGGAAGCUGGACACUUUAAGACAUUCAAUCGUCUAUUAGCGAAGCAUCGCAUACGGCCUUCUGCCCUCUACCCUGUUUGGUCCGCCGCCGCGACCGUGCUAGGCUGGGGAACGGGCAUGCUGGGGCGGGAGGCCGCGAUGGCGUGCACUGAAGCGGUAGAAACGGAAAUCGGCGAGCAUUACAACAACCAGAUCCGAGAACUGGUGAAAUGGGGAAUGGAGGCAAGAGAGCGUGGAGAAGAGCUGGACCCGGAAUUGAGGGAACUGAUGGAUGAUGUGAGAAGGAUAAGAGAUGAAGAGCUCGAGCAUCUGGAUCAUGCUGUUGACCACGAUGCGAAAGAGGCCAAGCCCUACGAAGCGCUGACAGGCGUGAUUCGUGCGGGAUGCAGGGGUGCGAUUUGGGUCUCUGAACGUGUCUAG
Molecule: messenger RNA, 735 nt
Organism: Cyphellophora europaea CBS 101466
Lineage: Eukaryota; Fungi; Ascomycota; Eurotiomycetes; Chaetothyriales; Cyphellophoraceae
Exons: 1
Coding region: 1-735 (244 amino acids)
Biological process (GO): ubiquinone biosynthetic process
Cellular component (GO): mitochondrial inner membrane
Molecular function (GO): 3-demethoxyubiquinol 3-hydroxylase activity
Source: RefSeq, a predicted model, not a curated record